Symbiodinium sp. CCMP2592 is the source of this 879-nucleotide messenger RNA. The record is from the annotation of a GenBank genome assembly. Lineage: Eukaryota; Dinophyceae; Suessiales; Symbiodiniaceae.
AUGCCCAAAGCGAACGUUGCUGGCCUGGCUGCUCAAGGCCUCAAGACUUCCGAGCAUGUAUGGUUCGGCAAGAAGGAGUUCAAGGUGAAGGCGAGCUUCAACUGGAGCAACACGGAGACCUCGGGGACCCAGGACAUGCGCUGGGAGCAGACGAAGAAGCUUGAGAUACCCCAAGGCGCUGCCGAAGGGAUUAUCAGCCUCUGGUCACUGGGAACCAUCAAGGACUCGAAGGUGGCAUCCUACUCCUUGGACACGAAGAAGGACAUGCUGGACAAGGCAGAGUCCUUCUUCGGGAAGAAGCAGAAGCUCAAGCUUCAGUACAAGGGGAAGACAGUUGGAACUUUGCUGAUCACCUUCAGGAAGCGAGGAAAAGGCGAGGGCGACAUUGGGGACUGCCCAAUCGAAGGUAUUGACGAGGAUUCGCCGUUGCUGAUUGACAUCAACAACGCCAUCCAGGAGAUGGUCAAGAAGAAGGAGCUCCAGCCAUUGCAAAAAGGCGAGAAGUUGGAUGGUGAGCGCAAGAUCGCCGUGCUGGCCAAAACCCUUCAGGGCGAUCUCCGCGAGAUCGACUUAGAGGGCAAAGAGAAGGGCAAGGUCUAUGUGCGCACCAUCUACUGCAACUUCGCCGAGCUCAAGGGGGAUGACAUGAAGGAGGAGUGGGCAAAGCAAUGCGAGAAAGCUCGAAAGAAAGGUUUGAAAUACCCGCAGCGGAAGUGGUACUUCGCUUGGUAUGGCAGCAAGAACGAGGCUACGGAUCCAGAGAAGUGGCACCACCCGGAUGGCUUCUUUCCCCUCGCCACGAUGACAGCCGUGCACCGAUCGCCCGACAGACAGGACCAGUUCCUCGUCAAGCAUCUCGGACUGCACCAACUAGUGUAG